GAUAGGCGAGUAAUCUGUCACGGUCAGUCACAGUCGGUUAAUCCCGCUCCAGCCUCCAACCCAAAUAAGCGCCUCUUUGACGAAACUCUUCCUUUUUCCCUCUCUCUCUUUGCCUUUGUUUAUUCAUUGAUCCUAAAAACCUUUUUUUUUAUUCGGGUUUUGUUCGAAUCUGGUGAAAGUUUUUUUUUCUUUAUUUUGGGUUUUCCUUGAAUCGACAUUGGUUAUUGUUUGAGGUGCUUUUGAAGUGGGGUUGUAUUGAAAAUCUGUAGACUUUGUUUCUCCAUUGUUCGAGGGACUUGGGUUUCUUUUUAUUCAGCUAUUGAUCCGAGACGAGAAUGUCUCAGGAUUUGUCACCAGAUCAAGACCUGGAUGAAUCUGAUCCCGAGUUUGUUGAGAUUGAUCCUACUGGUCGAUAUGGAAGGUAUAAGGAAAUUUUGGGCAAAGGGGCAUUCAAAAGGGUAUAUCGAGCUUUUGAUGAGUUGGAAGGAAUCGAAGUAGCUUGGAAUCAGGUUAAGGUGACAGAUCUAUUGCGAAACUCUGAAGAUUUGGAGCGGCUUUAUUCAGAAGUUCAUUUGCUUAAGACAUUGAAGCACAAGAACAUAAUCAAAUUUUACAAUUCAUGGGUUGAUACAAAAAAUGAAAACAUUAACUUCAUUACUGAGAUAUUCACCUCUGGAACACUAAGACAAUAUAGAAAGAAACACAAGCAUGUUGAUGUGAGAGCAUUGAAAAAGUGGUCCAGGCAGAUAUUAGAGGGCCUUCUCUAUCUUCAUAGUCACGACCCUCCAGUUAUACAUAGGGAUUUAAAAUGUGACAAUAUCUUUGUAAAUGGCAACCAAGGUGAGGUGAAAAUUGGUGACUUGGGACUUGCUGCCAUUCUUCAACAAGCUCGUUCAGCCCACAGUGUCAUUGGGACACCUGAAUUUAUGGCUCCGGAGUUGUAUGAGGAGGAAUACAAUGAACUUGUGGAUAUUUAUGCCUUUGGCAUGUGUUUGCUUGAGCUUGUAACAUUUGAAUAUCCAUAUAUUGAAUGUGCAAAUGCUGCUCAAAUCUAUAAGAAGGUCACAUCAGGGAUUAAACCAGCUUCGUUGGCAAAAGUCACUAACUUAGGAGUGAGAGCAUUUAUAGAAAAAUGCAUCGCAAAUGUCUCUGAUCGCUUACCAGCAAAAGAUCUUUUAAGGGAUCCAUUUCUCCAAGCAGAUGAUGAUCAUGAAAGUAUAUCUCGUCAUUUACGAUCAAAGACUCAACCUACAGAAAAAAAAGAGCAAAUUGAUUUCGAUCGAAGUGUAGAUUAUUCUCCGGCUGAGACUAGUAGAGAUUUCAGUAUGCAUGGCGAGAGAAAAGAUGUUAAUAAGAUAUUUCUCAAACUACGAAUUGCAGAUUCUAUGGGUAAUUUUCGCAAUAUCCAUUUCCCGUUUGAUAUUGAAGCCGACACAGCAAUUUCUGUUGCCAGCGAAAUGGUCGAGGAGUUGGAUCUUUCUGAUCAAGAUGUCUCCACAAUUUCUGAAAUGAUUGAAACAGAAAUUCGAUCAUACAUUCCAGAUUGGAUAUCGGUUGAGUAUUCUGGAGAUAAUGUUGGAGCUGAUGCUCCAGUUUCUGAUAGCUCUCCAUCUGAAACGAGAAACGUUGCAUCUCCGUUGUCUAUUGAAUCUGGUAACCUUGCAUUAGAGGUAAUGCCUUCAGGCCGCAAGUAUUGGUCAGACUCUCCAAAAGGAAUUGGUGGAUGUUCUCCUAUUAAGCCAGGUCCUUCAAACUUGUCUUUUGCCUCAGAUCAGAAUGUUGAAUCCUCUAACAGCCACAUACAUGGGGACAAUCUAGAUCAUGCUGCUAUAAUCAAGGGACUGGAAAAUGAGCUUUUGUCGGAGGGUGGUGAUCAUGAUGGGCAAGAUGAGAGUAGCAUUCAUACUAGCUCUGAGACACAUCAUUCGGAAGAGAACAAUUAUGAUGAAUCAGUUGAUCUCAAAAUAGUAGCUGAGAAACUUGAAAAUUUGUUGACACAACAACAAAAAGAAUUAGAUGAACUAAGGAAAAAACAUAAAUUGGAUAUUUCAGAACUUUUGACUAAACUCACACCUGAAUCCUAUCAGAAAGUUAUAGAGAUGUGUCAGCUACAGCAUCCUGAUUUUGAGUUGGUUCUCUAAAAUACGAUGCAUGUCAAGCCGAAGCUUCUACUCAUGUCCUAAAUGUAAUGGUAUCUCUUUACUCUCAAAUAUAAAUCAAUUUACAUUUUACACAACUUCUCGUUUGGUAAUAGUUUCCAAUUUUCAAACUCUUUUUCUGCCUUGGAAGUUGGUUGAUCAAUCUUCCAGUCGAUCCAGUUAUGAACCAUGAUGCUGAAGUUGUUAAAGGAGAGGUUAACCAAAGGAUUGAGAAGCUGUAAACUGACACUGACAGCGCUUCCAAUUCUGUACAGAAUAGGUGAGACGUUCUAUUGUAUGUUAUGUGGUGUGAUGGUGAUAUGCCAAUGCUAUAAUUUUUUUAGAAGAUACGAAGCCAGAAAAGAUGGAAAGACGAAGCAUACUAAAUUUUAUUAAUAUUCUAUCAUAUAAUUAUAACCUGACCUAGUUAGUUGAAAUUCUUUUAGAUAGACAUUUGUACAAGCAAUAAAAUUUUCGUGCUAUGUUCAUUUCUUUCAUUUUUCCUAGGUGAUAUAAGUUGACCACAUAUUUUCAUUCUUCGAAAACUCAUUUAAGUGUGAUAAAUGGUGUGACGAAUGAGAAUUACUCUUUUAGUUGUAGCAUGCUUAUGCUUGUUCUUCCAAAUUUUCAUGGUUGAGUUGCCCAGUUGCUUGUUUUAUUUCCCCCAGAUAUUAUGCUUGUGAAAAUUUUCUUUUCUUUUCACUAAAAGCAUAUUGGAUACUUUUUGCAACAUUUCCAAAGAAAAAUACUUUUUAGGUGAUGGGACUCAUCAGUAGGGAAUAUAUAUAGACUCAAUAUUUUCCAGCUAUUUCACCAGCUAAAAGGGCUGCAAUUCUCUUGGCUUGCUCGUGAUUAUAUAAAAUACUCAUCUAAAAUUCUGCAUUCAUUUGCAUUACUAGAAAGUAGGAAAUUUUCAAAAAAGAAAAAUACUGAGAAGUAGAAAUAAACACUGUCGUGUUAUGUUGAAUACCACAUACAUUAUAAUUAGAUAAAGAUUUCCUGGAAAUGAUUCUACUUUGAAUCUACUGAGUGAGCCUUAAAAGUCGGAUAAGUCCUACCUACAGUACACAUUAACGUAGCUUUUGUAAUAAUAUUCUUGUUACUUAGUUAAAGAAGUUCCAGAUUCUACCAAGUUUGCAGUUAUACAUCUAUAUAAUAUAUCUUUAUAUACGUAUAUGUGAAACAGCAGCUUUUGGCACAAUGUUGUUGACAGUUGAACACAAAUAAUUCUUCUGGCUAUUGAUAUCUGAAAUAUUUCCCUAUCAAAAUCAUGCACCAGUGCUACAACAUUAUGAUGAUCGAUACAACUUCCCCCCCGACCAAUUUGUGACGAAUAAUAACUGCAGCUACACAGAAGCAAUCACAGGUGAUGAGAAGAGACCUAAAAAAUGGUUGAUGUGAUUAAUUGUUGUACAAAAGAUGCUCUCCGAUUCAACUCUUCACUGUUCUGGUUUCUUUCCAGCAACUGUGAACUAUUACUGCAAAACCCAAAAGGCAAAUAGGAAGAAUGGCCAUUAAUAUGUUGAGCUAUCACAUCUUCUAAAGCACAGUCAACAAUUGAGAUCAUAAGCAAGUUGAUAUGUUAUGCAUAAGCAAGUUGAUAUCUUCAUGGUGUCAAAACUUGAAAGGUUGGGAGAUAUCAAGAGCGAUCCAGUUUGACAAGUCAAAAAAUAGAAUUUUGAACCAAAUUAUGUACUUGAUAAGAUGUUGCAAAUAUAUGAGCUUAAGUUCGUAUCAGUAGGAUGGAAGUACUUGAAACAAUUUCAAUUGUCCAAUCAAUUUUUGUCAGGAAUCUUUUUCUUUUACUUUUACUUUACUUUUCUUGGAUCCUUACAAACCACUAUUGGAAAAGUACAAUUCAAAGAGGAAACUGGCUUCUUCAAUUAAAGUUGAAGGUUAAACUUUUA
This is a messenger RNA of Cucumis sativus (cucumber), 4045 nucleotides long. Its product is annotated as probable serine/threonine-protein kinase WNK3. Lineage: Eukaryota; Viridiplantae; Streptophyta; Magnoliopsida; Cucurbitales; Cucurbitaceae. Gene Ontology annotation, molecular function: ATP binding; protein serine/threonine kinase activity. Gene Ontology annotation, cellular component: cytoplasm. The coding region runs from base 336 to 2141 and encodes 601 amino acids. The record is from RefSeq and is a predicted model, not a curated record. The transcript has 9 exons. Gene Ontology annotation, biological process: protein phosphorylation; intracellular signal transduction.